This is a messenger RNA of Cuscuta campestris, 991 nucleotides long. The record is from the annotation of a GenBank genome assembly. NCBI's taxonomy places the organism in Eukaryota, Viridiplantae, Streptophyta, Magnoliopsida, Solanales, Convolvulaceae.
AUCCGUAGCCUAUACUCUGAUUACCCUAAAUCAGUAAUUGAUCCUGAAAAAUCAUUCCUUUUUGGACCAGCGAUGUUUGAAGCAUUCUUCCACUUUGAUUUCUACAAGUAGACGAGGGGAAGGUUGAGAAGGGAGAAUGGGAAGAGAGGACUUGGAGCCGUGUGGAACACUGCCGAUGUUCAAGCAGGCGAAACAAUUGCGGUGUUUGGCAUGGGAGCUGUCGGUUUGGCGGUAGUGGAAGGUGCACGAACUAGAGGUGCAUCAAAGAUUAUUGCAGUUGACAUCAACUCUGAGAAGCGCAUCAAAGGUGAAGCUAUUGGAAUCACAGACUUUAUAAACCCGAAGGAAAUUGAUAUACCCGUUCACCAGAAAAUUAGGGAAAUGACAGAUGGAGGCGUCCAUUAUAGCUUUGAGUGUGCUGGAAAUGCGGACGUCCUCAGGGAGGCAUUUUUGUCAACUCACGACGGUUGGGGAUUGACGGUGAUUUUGGGGGUCCAUCCUAGUCCGAGGUUGCUCCCGCUACACCCGAUGGAGUUGUUUGACGGGCGGAGAAUUGUGGCAUCCGUCUUCGGGGACUUCAAAGGGAAAUCACAACUCCCUCACUUUGUGAAACAGUAUUGUAUGCAAGGAGGGAUUGUGAAGUUGGACGAGUUUAUAAGUCAUGAAAUGCAUUUUUCCCGCAUCAAUGAAGCCUUCGACCUCCUCCUCCAAGGCAAGUCAUUGAGAUGUCUUCUUCAUUUCUAACCUCAUCUUGUUUCAUAAUAAGGAAUAUGUUCUAAAGAACAAAAUAAAAAGGAAUAACCAGGGUUGGUGAUACCUCAUACUCAAUGUGUUUUAUAGAGUUACAAACUUUGGUAUUUCUCAUACAAGUCUGUACUCUGUGGUAAUAGUUUUAUCUUCGAACAUACUCCAUAUACGUGUAAAACUUGUGUGAGGCAUGUGAAUACUUUAUACGAAUAAUUAAUAAUUACAGUAAAAACUAUGUCCCCAU